This is a messenger RNA of Megalops cyprinoides (Indo-Pacific tarpon), 3219 nucleotides long. It is a transcript of the gene pitx3, whose product is annotated as paired-like homeodomain 3. Gene Ontology annotation, molecular function: RNA polymerase II cis-regulatory region sequence-specific DNA binding; DNA-binding transcription factor activity, RNA polymerase II-specific. NCBI's taxonomy places the organism in Eukaryota, Metazoa, Chordata, Actinopteri, Elopiformes, Megalopidae. Gene Ontology annotation, cellular component: nucleus. Gene Ontology annotation, biological process: anatomical structure morphogenesis; regulation of transcription by RNA polymerase II. The transcript is spliced from 4 exons. The record is from RefSeq and is a predicted model, not a curated record. The coding region runs from base 223 to 1101 and encodes 292 amino acids.
CAGUCCCCCGCUGCAUGGGGAUCUCUUAAGCUCUCACUCUUCGACCGUCUUCAUGUCAGACAACAGCGAAGGAAGGAAACUGCCGGUUUUUUCUUUACAACCGAAGGAACUUUCUAUCUGACAGCAACACCCAUUUAGGACAACCGUCAAUCCACAACAAACUUGUCUUUUCAGGGAUUAAUCUAAACUAAACUGGGAUUUAACAGCCUGGAGGCCGGGGUUAUGGAUUUUAACCUUCUGACGGACAGCGAGGCCCGUAGCCCGGCGCUGUCGCUCUCGGACUCCGGGACCCCUCAACACGAUCAGGGAUGCAAAGGCCAAGAAAACAGCGACACCGAAAAGUCUCAUCAGAAUCAGACGGACGAGUCUAACGCGGAGGACGGGUCGUUGAAGAAGAAGCAGCGCAGACAGCGGACGCACUUCACCAGCCAGCAGCUGCAGGAGCUGGAGGCCACCUUCCAGAGGAACCGCUACCCGGACAUGAGCACACGCGAGGAAAUAGCGGUAUGGACGAACCUCACAGAGGCGCGCGUAAGGGUGUGGUUUAAGAAUCGCCGAGCCAAGUGGAGGAAGAGGGAACGCAACCAGCAGGCGGAGCUCUGCAAGAACGGCUUCGGCGCCCAGUUCAACGGACUCAUGCAGCCUUACGACGACAUGUACUCGGGUUACUCCUACAACAACUGGGCCACCAAGAGCCUGGCCAGCAGCCCCCUGUCGGCCAAGAGCUUUCCCUUCUUCAACUCCAUGAACGUGAGCCCCCUCUCCUCCCAGCCCAUGUUCUCACCCCCCAGCUCCAUCUCCUCCAUGAACAUGGCCCCCUCCAUGGUGCCCUCGGCCGUGACGGGGGUGCCCGGCUCCGGCCUCAACAACCUGGGCAACCUCAACAACCUCAACAGCCCCACCCUGAACUCAGCCGUGUCCGCCAGCGCCUGCCCCUACGCCACCACGGCCAGCCCCUACAUGUACAGAGACACGUGCAACUCCAGCCUGGCCAGCCUGCGGCUCAAGGCCAAGCAGCACGCCAACUUCGCCUACCCAGCCGUGCAGAACCCGGUGUCAAACCUAAGCCCCUGCCAGUACGCGGUGGACCGGCCGGUAUGAAGACACCCGACCCCAUUCCCCUGACCCUGCCCCCUGCCCUGACUCCUGCCCCCUCCCCACCCCCUCUUCUCCCUUCAUGCGCUAUCACUGACUUUGAGUUACCGCGCAACAAGGUGGACUGGUUAGCAAGAUGUUCGUUUUGUUUUUUUAUUUUUGAAAUGAUGUACGCAACAGGAAUAAGCUUCUCAAUUAAGUACCGCUUUGCGACGGACCACACUACAAAGGAACUCAUUCAAAAACUUACUGAGACUUUGCUGUUUUUUUGCAGACCUUGCAGACCUGACCAACUGUUACAAAGGAUUUCAAAAACAUGUCCACUGUCAUUUUGGACUGCAUGAGUAGAGUGAAUAGGAAAGUAAAACAUGAAACCGAAUGCUUUUACAAUACCGGUGGCUGACGUUAGGCACACACAGUAUCAACAGUGCCGAUUACAACCGAUGUAAAGGGGACCUGUGGUUGUAAUAGGGGCUAGAGGAUGUAUAUAAAGGACUUUUUCUUGUUUUGUAUGUGACAAAAAUAUCUAUAAAAUGUAGUACUUUGAAGAUGAAAAAGCAUGUUCUUCAAGAGCAGAACCUAGAGUGACGUACUAUGAGUACAUCUUUUAGGAAUUUUAAUCUUUGUUAUGAAUUCCAUUCGCCUCAGCAGGUCAAAGGUGCCUGUCAGACCAGAGAGGAAUGUCGGCAGCGAGUAGUCUUCAAAAAGAAUAAAAAAACAUGAAAAAACUAUAAUAACAAUUUCCACAUCCACCAGAGAAUGAGAAUUAGAAAUUAAAAAGAGGCAACUAAAAAAAGCCAUUGAAUAUUUAGAUUUGUGUGGUGUUACAAAAAAGGGAGUCCAUGACUGUAAAAAAAAAUGUAUGUAAGAGUGCAGUUGUUAUAAAACAAGCUUUUUCUGGUGUAGCCUGCUUUGUCUGUUUUUAUGAAUAGCACAUGUAUAAGAAAAUACCGUUGAAGAAGAUACCAGUUCCUUCCUAAUGUCUUUAUUUCUAGCACACGACCUUAGAGCAGUGAUCCACUUAACACGCACUGUGUUCUCAUGAUACGCCCAUAAGGUGGUCAACAUUGCCUAAAACGCUACAGCCAGGGCGAUAUUAGUGUGCUUUUUUUGUUCCGUCACUGAUACUUUUGACCGAUGUGCGGAGGCACAGCCUUCGUGGCCUCUCCGGGCUAUCCCUGAACAGCGAGGCAUUUUUUGGUACCGUGCCCUCCAGAUCAUUCCAGACUGUGCCAACAUUAUAUAAGCAUGCUGCCCCCCAGGGCAAUGGAAUGAGGGUCCUCUAGUGCCUGUAAUAACUAUCCACAGCACAUAUUCAGAGCAAGCAAAAUACUGCAUUGAAUUAGCGUUUGUUGGUUGCGCCCAUGCUGAAUCUCUUCUGCUCCAGAUUUGCUUAAAGGCACCCGGCGUGUUCCUCUGUGAAAAUAAAACCCGGGGAAAGAUUGGCUGGACGUACAGAACUUUUCUUUUUUUUACCCUCAGCUUGGCGUGUGUUUGUCAUGUGCAACAAAAUUUGCCGAACUUCUUGACUGACUCCAGAAAACCUAAAAAAGAGCUCCACUGAGUCACAGAUGUUAAACGUUAAUGUUAUUUUCAACUUCUGAUUGACAUUUUAGAGAGUGAUCCCGGUGCCCUUUAGCUUUGAUUACGCUUGCACACAAGGAGAUACUCCGUCAGCUGCAUAAUCCCCAGUUUUACACAAACCGUACUGAUAACAAAAAAACUACUGUUAAAAAGAUUAACUUGAGACUUCAUAACGCAGGACCAUAUUUAAGCGUGCAAAGUAACACACUGUAAAGCAGCAGAACAUGACAUCGUAUCACCAUAUCAGGCUGCGCAGCAUUAGCAGAUGAUGCAGGUUUUCAUUGUUAUUAAGUCAUGAUUAACUCCAGUAAUCAGUCCUCAGUCAUACCAGAGACCACUUGUCUGCCGCUACAGCAAUGUCAGAUUCCCUGCAGUUCGUUGAAUAUGCCCUGAAGGACAUUUACGUUUGGUCUUCAUGGUGUCCCACACAAACUGAAAUGCUUCAGCAAAGAAACCCUUGGUGACCAGUGAGCUAACAUAGUAUUGCAAUUGAUAAUCAAACGCGAUAUAGACCAAACCCUCCAUGUUAGUCAAAAACGC